AUGGGAAUUCAGAAAUAUGAAAAGUACUCCAAGUCCCGAUACUAUGAUCUUGUCAAGAUUUAUCACCCAGACCGCAAAGCGAGCCCGGUGUAUGAGAAGCUACCAAAAGAUGAACGGCUAGCGCGAUAUCGGCUCAUCGUCGACGCGCACACGAUUCUCUCCGACGACCGAAAGCGAUCGGCGUAUGAUAAGCAUGGUCGCGGCUGGAACCUUGAGUCGAGAAGGCGUCACUUUGGUGAUUGGACUGAUUUGGACGCAAUAUAUUAUGGGCGGAGCGACGAACGCGGCCAUUAUGAUGGCGAACGAGAAUUUUUGCAGCAAUUAAUUGGUAGCAAAUCCUUCAUUUGUCUCAUUGUGGUGAUUGUGACCUUUGCACAGACCUGCGCACUAUUGAGCUCCGUGGCCAAGUCCGAGCGACAAAUGAGGCAAACAGAUGAACACUGCCGAGUGCUCAUGGAUCGCCGUCGGGAGCGAGCGCUGAAUAUGAGGACUUUGGUUGCUCAAAUGGAAUCUUUCUUGUUGAAAAGAGAUCCUUCAGGCCUGGGGCUUCUUCCGACCGAGGAGCCGCUGUAUCAUGAAUUUCUCCCUCUAUGUAGCUACAAGGACUAA
This is a messenger RNA of Penicillium oxalicum, 609 nucleotides long. RefSeq names its product J domain-containing protein. The transcript has a single exon. The coding region runs from base 1 to 609 and encodes 202 amino acids. The record is from RefSeq and is a predicted model, not a curated record. NCBI's taxonomy places the organism in Eukaryota, Fungi, Ascomycota, Eurotiomycetes, Eurotiales, Aspergillaceae.